This is a messenger RNA of Rhea pennata, 961 nucleotides long. It is a transcript of the gene RGS4, whose product is annotated as regulator of G protein signaling 4. The record is from RefSeq and is a predicted model, not a curated record. The coding region runs from base 90 to 719 and encodes 209 amino acids. Lineage: Eukaryota; Metazoa; Chordata; Aves; Rheiformes; Rheidae. The transcript has 5 exons.
AUUCUGCAGCCGGCAAAGGACCCUCACACAGCCUCUAUCACCUCCUGCAUUUUUUUUCCCCGGAAUACAGAGCUGACCUUUGGAGCAAGAUGUGCAAGGGACUCGCUGCACUGCCAGCCACAUGCUUGAAAAGUGCCAAAGAUAUGAAACAUCGUCUGGGCUUCUUGCUGCAGAAGUCAGAUUCCUGUGACUACAGUUCUUCCCAGGGCAAGAAGGAGAAAAUAUCUCCUACUCAGAGGGUUAGCCAAGAGGAAGUCAGAAAGUGGGCAGACUCUUUGGAAAACUUGAUCCAUCAUGACAGAGGACUGGCUGCUUUCCGGGCUUUUCUCAAAUCUGAGUACAGUGAAGAAAACAUUGAGUUCUGGGUCAGUUGUGAGGACUACAAGAAAACCAAGUCACCAGCCAAGCUCAGCCCCAAGGCUAGAAAGAUCUACGAUGAGUUCAUCUCUGUGCAGGCAACGAAAGAGGUGAACCUGGAUUCAUGCACACGGGACAAGACAAGCCGGAAUAUGCUGGAGCCUACACUGUCCUGCUUUGAUGAGGCUCAGAGAAAAAUAUUUAUCCUCAUGGAGAAGGAUUCUUACCGCCGUUUCCUCAAGUCCCACUUCUACCUGGACUUGGUGAGCCCACCUGCUGUUGGCUGUGGGCCUGAAAACUGCAAAAGAAGCCAUGUUCACACCUUAGACUGCAACUCUAACAUCGUCUCUCAGUGUGCCUGAACCUGUAGCAAGCCAGGAGCAGGCAGGGCUCUUGCAGGAAUAUAUGGCAGCAAAAGCAUUCAUUGGCAUGAAGCAACAGAGCUGUCUCCAGUAGCUGUCUAAUAUCCCAGUUGUGUUCCAUGUCAUGCAACAGUCAGCAUUUGUAACCCAAGCCAGGCUCUGUUUGUGUAGCAAACCCUCCUGUGACUCCAUCUGUGUAGGAGCCCUGGAGUCUGUUCGACAUGAAAGCUGGGUGAAAUCAU